AGACUCCACAUUUUCAAUCAAUCAAUCAAUCAAUCAAUCAAUCAAUUAAUCAAUCAUUCAAGAUCCGUCGAUUUCGAUGGAUUCGACGGAUCUUUAUUCAAUAAAGAUCCGAAGAGGAGGAGGAGGAAGAAGAGGAGGAGGAGGAAAGGGAGAAGGAGGAGGAGGAAGAAGAGGAGGAAGAGGAGGAGGAGGACGGCGAAGAGGAGGACAAAGGAGGGACAAAGAGGAGGACGAGGAGGGGGAAAACGAGGAGGAGGAAGAGGAGGGGGCGUACGAGGAAGAGGAGGAGGAAAAGGAGGAGGAGGAGGAGGAGGAGAAGGAGGAAGAGGAGGAGGAGGAGGAGGAGGAGGAGGAGGAGGAAGAGGAGGAGGAGGAAGAAGAGGAGGAGGAAGAAGAGCAGGAGGAAGACGAGGAGGAAGAGGAGGACGACAAAGAAGAGGAGGAGGAGAAAGAGGAGGAGGAUGACGAUAGGGAGGAGGACGGAGAGGAGGCGAAGGAGGAGGAGGCGAAGGAGGAGGAGAAUAGGAGGGAGGAGGAGGAGGACAAAGUGGGGUCGGGGGAGGGGGCAGGGCGCCAGGAGAGUGAGAGGCCGAUUGUCUCGCCUCAACCCCCUCUCACCUACCGCCCAACCCCCUAACCCACCUUUUCUUUUUUUUCCUAAAAUCAAUCAAUCAAUCAAUUAAUCAAACUAACAAAAAAAUAAAAUUGUCAUCCAAUC
Molecule: messenger RNA, 718 nt
Organism: Chara braunii
Lineage: Eukaryota; Viridiplantae; Streptophyta; Charophyceae; Charales; Characeae
Source: the annotation of a GenBank genome assembly